Messenger RNA from Naegleria lovaniensis, 498 nucleotides. RefSeq lists its product as uncharacterized. NCBI's taxonomy places the organism in Eukaryota, Heterolobosea, Eutetramitea, Acrasida, Naegleriidae. Gene Ontology annotation, cellular component: mitochondrial large ribosomal subunit. The transcript has a single exon. Bases 1 to 498 code for a protein of 165 amino acids. The record is from RefSeq and is a predicted model, not a curated record.
AUGUCAUCAUCACAACACACAACCGCUUUCGCUCUCAAGUCCAUCACUUCGCUCACUGCCAAGCCUCACUUACUUCGAAAGAAAUUCUCACUCCGUAUGAUUAAAAAAGUACACUUUAACUAUUGUCCACUCAUGCUUCGAGAUGUGAACAAAGGUGCUAAAGACUUUUAUGAUAGAUGCUGGGCUCCAAAAGUAAAGAACACGAAUCCCGAUUGUGCUAUUACAAUCAAUGUCUAUGAUUACGACAAAAAUGCUAAACCACCAUCUCUUUUAAUUGAGUUUGAGGACGGAAGAAAAUUAGACUUUACAGAUGUUAGUUAUGUAUCUACGGCAGCCAUCAUGGAAGCUAUUCAAUUAAAAAAGAAGAAAAUUAAAACCUAUUAUCAAACAAUUGGAAAAGAUUAUUAUGAUACUGAAGAUGAAGAAAAUCCUUUGGCGUUACAAGACAAGAAGGAGGAAGCAGAGGCUAUGGCUGGAGCAAAGAAGAAAAAGAAAUAA